Molecule: messenger RNA, 1934 nt
Organism: Hyposmocoma kahamanoa
Lineage: Eukaryota; Metazoa; Arthropoda; Insecta; Lepidoptera; Cosmopterigidae
Product: leucine carboxyl methyltransferase 1
Exons: 3
Coding region: 426-1418 (330 amino acids)
Biological process (GO): C-terminal protein methylation
Cellular component (GO): cytosol
Molecular function (GO): protein C-terminal leucine carboxyl O-methyltransferase activity
Source: RefSeq, a predicted model, not a curated record
GUAAAAUUGUUUUCUUGAUUUUUACGUAACGUACAUAAAUUGGCGAAUUAACUUCACAAAAUUCUGGCAACACUGGCCUGUGGUGACAUUCCUACUAUAUCUUUCUAAUUUGUGGUGACAUUUUGUGAUUCUUGAAAUUCUUCUUUGACUGAUUGUGGAACCUGAAAGACAAGAUGAUAAAUGAUUAAAAAACCGUGAACUUUCGAAUCAUUAAAGAGAAACGAAUUUCUCCAGUUAGAAAAAAUAAACAUUAUUACAAUCGUACAGGUACCUACUGAGCACUGUUAAUGGUUGUGGUCCUGAAUCCGUGAUAGCGAUAAGAGCCGGGGUAGGGCUGUGGCUCGUGCGCCGCAGCCACCAGCAAAAUCUGGCUCUGUCAGGGGUAGUAUUUCACUAUUGACUCCGUGCCGGAGCUAGUCAAGACAAUGGAGAACAUAAAGUCAUGGUCGGCGGAGGACGAGGCCAUCAUCGCCACGAAUACUGACGCGACAGAGUGCAAGCGCUGCGCCGUGGAGCUGGGCUACUGGAAGGAUGAGUACAUCAGUUACUUCGUGAAGCGCGCCGAGCGCAAGGCACCCGAGAUCAACCGCGGCUACUACGCGCGCGUCAAGGGCAUGGAGAUGUUCAUUCAUCAGUUUCUUGAGCGUUGCGGCACCAAGUGUCAAAUCAUCAACUUGGGGUGCGGGUUCGACACGCUGUACUGGCGGCUGGAAGACGCGACACGCGCCGGCGUCAACUUCGUGGAGCUCGACUUCCCCGCCGUCACGGCCAAGAAGUGCCACAUCAUCAAGCGCAACAAGCGGCUGCUGCAGAAGAUCACCAGCGAAGACGGCGAGGUGAUGGUGGGCGCCGGCGGCGGCGCGGGGGGCGCGGGGGGCCCGGGGGCCGAGCUGCACGCCGACGGGUACCACCUGGUGGGCUGCGACCUGCGCCAGGCGGGCGAGGUGCGGCGCGCGCUGGCGGCGGCGCGGGUGUCGCCCGCCGCGCCCACGCUGGCGCUGGCCGAGUGCGUGCUGGUGUACCUGCGCGGCGACGCGGCGCGCGCGCUGCUGGCGCAGCUGGCCGCCUUCUUCCCGCGGCUGGUGCUGCUGGUGUACGAGCAGUGCAACCUGGCCGACAAGUUCGGCGAGGUCAUGCUGCGCAACCUGGCGGCGCGCGGCUGCCGCGUGCAGGCCGACGCGUGGCAGUGCGAGGCGCCCGAGGCGCAGGCGGCGCGGCUGCGCGCGCUGGGCUUCGACGCGGCGCGCGCCUGGGACAUGGACACGGUGUGGCGCGCGCUGCCCGACGACGACCGCGCGCGCGUCGAGGCGCUGGAGAUGCUGGACGAGCGCGAGCUGCUGCAGCAGCUGCACGCGCACUACGCGCUCACCGUGGCCACCAAGGGGGACCUCUUCGCCGACAUGGACCUCAACGCGUAGACGCCGCGGCGUCUGUACAUAGCCCGACUACUGUUUCUGUCGGCGACGGCCGAUGUCUUUCUUCGAAGCCUCUCGCCGACGUUUUAAGACACGUGGUGACUAACUUUUCACACAAAUUUUAAACACGAAUAUCCGUCGCAUUUUUAUCCCGAACGAAAAUGUUUCCCCAAUUUGUUAGCAUACAAAUCUAUCUGACCUUUGCAAUUAGAUAUCGGAUUUCUUCAGUGAACGUUCCAUUCGAUUGGUCUUAGAAGGCUACUCUUUCGAACAUUGGCGAUAGAUGUCUGAUGGUCUCUCUGAUGGGACUGUCUGCAACUAAACGGAUGUCUGCAUACCAGGUACCUUUGCACAUGCCGUUGACAGCACAGUUAGCUACGAUACUUGACCAAUGCGAAGGUCAGUGGAGAGGAAAUCCAGUCUUGACGAGAGUCCAUGGUUAGCCGUUUAGACUUGACGCUCAAGGCAGUCCCCGAUUGGAGCGAUGCCAAUCUUGUCAAAUUUAACGCUACCAAAACG